AUGGGCUUCAUAUUAAUCGUGUUAUCUGCGCUGAUCGCAUGGCUGUUUGGCUACUUGAGGCAUUGCUACAGCUACUGGGAGCAGGAGGGAGUGCCCCAGCUGCGUACACACUUUCUGUUUGGCAACUUCUUCAAGCUGAAGUCCGUGCACCUUAGCGAGCUGCUGCAGGAGAACUAUGAUGCCUUCAAGGGCAAAUGCCAAGUGGCUGGCACAUACAUAUACACGCGACCCAUUGCCGUGGUCACUGAUCUGGACCUGGUAAAGGCCAUACUGAUCAAGGACUUCAACAAGUUCGUGGAUCGCAUAAAUACGCCGUUUAAUUUGGAGAAGAAUCCGCUGGCGGGUCAUCUAUUCAAUCUGAAUGGCGAGCAAUGGCGAGCUUUGAGAACCAAGCUGUCGCCCACUUUUACGAGCGGCAAGAUCAAGUAUAUGUUCAGCAGCAUUACGAGCGUCGCUCAGCAGCUGGACGAGACCUGUCGGAGGGAGGUGGCUGCCAGUGCCAACAGCGGCCACAUUUUGGAGCUGCACGCCUUUGGCAUCGAGUGCAACAGCCUCAGAAAUCCAAAGGCCGAGUUCCGCGUGGUGGCACGUAAGCUCUUCACUGAUCACAAUCGGGGUGUUCGCUGGAGUCUCUUUAAGGUGACCUACAUGAAACUUCUGAACAAAAUGCCCAUCAGACUGCGACAUCCCAAUGAGGAUUUCUCUGGCUUCUUUUUGCGCCUCAUUCGCGACACAGUCGAGGUGAGAGAGCGCGAGAAUAUAAAACGAAAUGAUUUCAUGGAUCUGCUGCUCGACCUGCGUCGAACGGAAGAGAAGAAUGGCCUGACCGUGGAGCAGCUGGCCGCUCAGGUGUUUGUCUUCUUUGUCGCUGGCUUCGAGACCAGCUCCAGCAACAUGAGCUACGCUCUCUACGAACUGGCCAAAAACCCAUCCAUUCAAUCCAAACUGAGAGCCGAAAUCCAAAGCGUAUUGCAAAAGCACGGCAAACUCACCUACGAAGCCAUGAUGGAGAUGGAAUACUUGGACCAAGUCGUUAAUGAGACUCUCCGCAAAUAUCCGGCUCUGGCGUCUCUAACUCGCAUUCCUUCCGAGAACUACAAAGUGCCCAGCGAUGAUGCGAAUAUUGUACUGGAGCGUGGCAUAAGCGUGCAUAUACCGGUGCGCGCUAUACACUACGAUCCGGAGAUCUAUCCGGAACCGAACGAGUUUCGACCGGAACGCUUCGAGGCGGCCACCGUGCAGCAACGCCAUCCCAUGGCCUUUCUUGGCUUUGGCGAUGGGCCACGCAACUGCAUUGGGCUGCGCUUUGGACGCAUGCAAGUCAAGGUGGGACUAAUUACUUUGCUCAGCUCAUAUCGUUUCCAGCUGCCCGCCGACGGUUCCAGCGAGCUGACCAUUGGCAGCAAAAAUUUCUUGCUAAUACCGAACGAGGGCGUCAGACUGCGUGUGGAGCCUAUCGAAUAAUAUUACAAGUCGCGACGAGUGUCAAUAAAACGAUAAUCAAUAAAGCAAAAAAGCCACAACAACAAUAACAAUAGU
This is a messenger RNA of Drosophila hydei, 1539 nucleotides long. It is a transcript of the gene Cyp6a16, whose product is annotated as probable cytochrome P450 6a14. NCBI's taxonomy places the organism in Eukaryota, Metazoa, Arthropoda, Insecta, Diptera, Drosophilidae. The record is from RefSeq and is a predicted model, not a curated record. Gene Ontology annotation, molecular function: heme binding; monooxygenase activity; oxidoreductase activity, acting on paired donors, with incorporation or reduction of molecular oxygen. Bases 1 to 1464 code for a protein of 487 amino acids. The transcript has 2 exons.